AUUGCAACUAGCUCUAAUACCACUGCUUCUUCUGCCACUGAUACAACUACAACAACCUCAACUUCUACUACAACAACCUCAACUUCUACUACAACAACCACAACUACUACUGCAACGAUUAGAAUGAUAAACGAUUUACCAACGAUAACAUUUCAGCAGCAACAGCAGCCACAGCAACAUCAACAUCCUUUUUUUAAUGUUCGUGAGAGGUUGUUCCACGCGUUGUUCCAUCGAAUUGCUGUGGCAUACUGCAGAGCCGUGCCCAGUUCCUUCAGGAUCGCACUCGAAAUCUUUGCUCUGCUCAAGGCACUUGUCCUCUUCUUCGUCCUCUGUUACAUCCAUGUUGUGCUGGCUCGAGGACCGAAGCACUGCCUCCAACACAUCAAACAAAACUGGCCGAGGGACGGGGUGCUCAGGGUUGAGGUGCUGAGGAAUGCACCACCGGGCUACUCGCUGGCCCACUCUUAUCGCAAGGAGGACGACGACAAUGGUGGUGUUAAUGAUUCAAAUGUGACAUCACACGAUGAUCAACGUGCUGCUGUUGCUGCUACUGCUGCUGAAGAUGAGAAUCGUUCUGUGGGCUGGAGCAGAAUGCUUAGCAAUCUGCUUGCACUCCAUGACCUCUCCAUAUCUUCUCUGACGUCACUCAUCUUCAACAAUGUUGGAAACAACGAUGGUGGGGAUGAUGAUAACGGUAAAGUUGCAAGUGAUGUUGGCACCAUCUGGCCUGAAGAUAAGUACAUAGUUGAAUACUCACUGGAGUAUGGAUUCUUGAGACUGACACCGAACACCAGGCAGCAGCUGAACAUCUCCGUGAAGCUUGUUGUAUUAGAUCCUAUGAAAGACGAAUGUUUUGGUGACCAGCUGAGCAGAUUCCUAUUGGAUGAAUUUCUUGGAUAUGACGACGUUCUCAUGUCCAGUGUCAAACAACUUGCGGAGGAUGAAACUAAUAAAGGUUAUCUGCGUAAUGUUGUGAACGGUGAACACUACAGAUUCGUGAGUAUCUGGAUGGCUAAGAGCUCGUACCUUGCUGCUGCCUUCAUUAUGGUAGUCUUUACCCUGGCUGUAUCAAUGCUGUUGAGAUACUCGCAUCAUCAGAUAUUCGUUUUCAUCGUUGACCUGUUGCAAAUGCUGGAGAUGAACAGAUCACUGGCCUUCCCCGCAGCACCGCUACUCACCGUCAUACUGGCUCUCGUUGGUAUGGAGGCCAUCAUGUCUGAGUUCUUCAGCGACACGACAACAGCUUUUUACAUAAUCCUCAUUGUAUGGAUAGCUGAUCAGUAUGACGCCAUCUGCUGUCAUACUGCAGUCACUAAGAAGCAUUGGCUAAGAUUUUUCUUCCUCUACCAUUUUGCGUUCUAUGCGUACCAUUAUCGUUUCAAUGGUCUGUACAGUGGCUUGGCUCUCCUGACGUCAUGGCUCUUCAUACAGCAUUCCAUGAUCUACUUCUUCCACCAUUAUGAACUGCCAAUCAUCUUGCAACAAAUUCAACAACAACAAGCCCAACAGCAACAGGACAUGAGACAACAUCAGCAACAACAACCUGCAACUGCAACAGCGUCAACCUCACAAGUCAACAACAACACUCAGCAAGGUAGCAAUGUCAAUGUUCUUUUCGCAACUAGCAGAUCGUUAUCGGCACCAACAUUCUUGAGGAUUGGAGCUCAACCAAAUCAACAAGAUCUCAACAACAACAACAACAACAUGGAAUUGUUGAAUACUGUUCUCGCAACGGCAACAUCGAUGUUGUCUUCCGCAUCCAUAGUGGAAGUGGACAACAACAAUCAACAAACACUGCGACCACAAGUUGCUGAACGGCUAAAUCAGUCGGUGGAGAGGAUUGUUGAGAUGAUCAGGUUGAGGUUUGCGGGACAGGCUCCUCAACUGAAUCUACCGCAACAAGUACUCUUGCAACAACAUCCUCAGCAACCACAUUCUGAGCAACAUCAAGAACAACAAAACAUUCAAACUCCACAACAACAACAACAAAACAUUCAAACACCACCACAACAACAAUACUCUCAACCAUCUCAAGAUCUGCAAGAAUCAUCGGCACAACAGCACCAGCCACAAAAUGUUGAUCAACUUUUACAAAAACAACUGCAUUCAGACCAACAGCAACCAUUAGAACAGCAGCAAAAUCCUGAAGACGAUGAAGGAUGCGGCGCGUCACUGCAUCAACAUUCGAACCAAAACAAUCUCUAUGAGGUUGACAAUGUUGCUGUUGAUGUUGUCAACAAACAAACCGACAACAAACCGUCAUCAUCCACAUCAUCACCACCAUGCAUAACAUCUCUCUCAACAAAGAAGGAUGACGGUGGUGAUGGUGAUGACGAUGUUGAUCAAAAGAUUAAAAGUGACGACGACGAUGAUGAUGGUGGUGGUGAUAGUGAAAAAGCGAAUCAUCAGCAGUAGCAGCAUUUUUAAUGAUAAACCGUUCGUUUCUAGAAACAAAUAAAAUUUUCCAACUAUUAAUUAUUCUUCGUCAUCAAUAAUGAUAUGAGUAUACUGACACAACGUACAUUACACUCGCACAUACAUUACUUUAAAUAUGUGUGUGUGUGUGUGUGCGUGCGUGUGUGUGUGUGCGUGCGUGUGUGUGUGUGUAAUAAAUAAUUCUAAUUGAAUGUGUAUGCGUAUUUUAAUAUAUGUUUUUUAAUGUAGAUAUGAAUGACGAUGUGGAUGUUUUAUGAACUUGAUUGCUCGGUGUGCUAUUAACGAAGGUUUAAUUCUUUUGUUUAUUCAUUUAUUUAUUUGUUAAUUCAUUUAUUAAUUCAUUCAUUCAUUUAUUAACUAAUUCAUUUAUUUAUUUUCUUAUUAAUUCAUUUAUUUAUUUUUUAUUGUCAUUAUAUUAUUAUUUUUUACUGAAUUUAAACAGCUGUGUGUGUGUUUUAUGUGCGUGUGUGUGUGUGUGUGUGUGUGUGUGGUGUAAGUGGUGCACGUGUGUUUUUCAGUCAGUGAUUGUAUUAAUUAGUAAAUAACAAAAAUAAUAAUAAUGAUGAUGAUGAUGAAAAAUAAUGAUAAUAAUUAAAAAAAUAAUAAUAACUAAUAUUGGCUUCUGUCGUAAUCAUUGUGGUCAACUGAUCACAUUUAACAGUAGUUAAUGUAAUUAUUGUAGUGAUUAUUUGAUCAAUUUUGAGUAAUGGCGAGAUGUCGGCACGUCUUUUUAAGGCUCCCGUCGGGAACUCAAAUGUCAUACAUUACGUGCUUCGCCCCAUGGAUCUGUUACGUCGCUUAACUGAUCCAUUAAUUAAUACUUGUGUUUACAUUGUAUAUUUUCUAUAAGUGUGUAACAUAAUUGCUUGACGUGUUUUUAUAUGAAUGAGCAACCAGACAUACGCAGUGCAAAUGCAUUGCAAUUUUGUGUAUAUAAAUACGAAUUUUAAAUGUAAUUGUAAUUUUUUUUAUAUAGAGUUAAAUUUUUAUGUAGUUUUGGAAAUAUUUUUCACCUAUUUGUAUGAAUUAACUUUUUGUUCACCAUGUUUGGAUUAAUUGUCUGGAGGAAUAAAUUUUUAUUUAAA
Molecule: messenger RNA, 3521 nt
Organism: Helobdella robusta
Lineage: Eukaryota; Metazoa; Annelida; Clitellata; Rhynchobdellida; Glossiphoniidae
Exons: 12
Coding region: 124-2415 (763 amino acids)
Biological process (GO): positive regulation of ERAD pathway; response to endoplasmic reticulum stress
Cellular component (GO): endoplasmic reticulum
Source: RefSeq, a predicted model, not a curated record